Messenger RNA from Talaromyces rugulosus, 1317 nucleotides. RefSeq lists its product as uncharacterized. The record is from RefSeq and is a predicted model, not a curated record. Gene Ontology annotation, cellular component: Nem1-Spo7 phosphatase complex. Gene Ontology annotation, biological process: nuclear envelope organization. Lineage: Eukaryota; Fungi; Ascomycota; Eurotiomycetes; Eurotiales; Trichocomaceae. The coding region runs from base 1 to 1317 and encodes 438 amino acids. Gene Ontology annotation, molecular function: phosphoprotein phosphatase activity; protein phosphatase regulator activity. The transcript has a single exon.
AUGGCUUCGGCUCCUCUCGAUCAGCUCGUGAAAGGCGCGCCGGGAACAAAUGCGCCACCGUCGUUCAGUGACUCGCCUGCGCCCUUGCCAAAGUCGUAUUUGCAAGGAAAUGCCUCGGACUCGCGGCCUUCAACCCCAGACCCGUUGUCUACCCUGCCUUCGUCCCCGCCUCAGAUAUACUUGAAUCUAUUGAUUCUAGAAAGCUCCUUACGUGCGCAGUACCUGGCGCUACGGGAACGUCGCCGCCAGAACACUUUUUUCCUCAUGCUACUCGCCUUCUGGGUGGCUUAUUUCUUCUACGCGCUUUUUAUGCGACCAAGAGAGGAUGGCAGCGGAGUGGGAGGCUCGGUAUAUUGGAUGGUCGAGACGGCAGAAAAAGUCGCCUUUAUGGGUGGCAUCGUCACCGGCAUUCUGGUCUGGGGCACCGGUCAGUGGGAGCGAGGGAUGCGAUGGCCACGGCGCUGGUUCGCCGUUGCGAAUCGCGGCCUACGAGGCAUGAAUACCAAGAUCGUUCUGAUUCGCGGCCCGUGGUGGAAAGAAGGGCUAGCCUUCUUUUCAUUCAUUUUCCCAUACUCCUCGUUGUUCCAAUCCCCGGGCAACUUUCAGUACGUGGAACUGCACCCGUCCGAGAAAAAGACGACAAGACACACGCAAUUUGUCCAUGAUGAAGAGAGCGAGUCUGGAAUUGUUGAAGAGGACCUAGCGCCGGGAGGUGACUUUGUGCGAUUACUGCUUCUGCCGAAAGCAUUCUCUCCAGAGUUCCGCGAAAACUGGGACGAAUACCGUACAGAAUACUGGGAGAGAGAGAACGAGCGGCGGGCACAGCUUCGCCGCAAAGUCCGAGACCGUGAGCGCCAUCGAGCACGCCAGGAAGGAGACUGGCUGUGGUGGCUUCCUAUCAGGCGGUCAAGGUCACGCAGAAUCAAGCUUGUAGAUUCUCAUUCUCAUUCUCAUUCUCACACUCACCAACAUCACCAACAUCACCACCAGCCAAGCAGCGGCGGCGGCAAGCCCCAGGAAGGAAGAACUCGCCGGAACACGCGGUCAAACUCGCUAUCCCAGCAUUCGCGAGGCUUAUCGCGCAGUUCGACGCCUGAGGGCGGCACUACAAAUGCAACAGAAUCGCCGCAGAGCCACAGGCGGAAAAAGGGGUCCAAGUCGUCUACCUCAAGGAGUCUUUCUCCUCUGACUGCCACUCCAGUCUCGAAGCGAGACUCUAUGAUAUCCGUCUCUUCGACCGCGUCUGAUGAUUCGUUUUCGAGUGGGCUUAGGGAAAGGCGAGUCACGCCGGAAAUGCCUACCGCAGCAGAGGCUUAA